GGUGUGCAUAAAUCCUUUAGUGAGCUAGCUAGCUAGACAGUAACAUCCUAGAGAGGGUUGUCAGUCUGUCUGGUCUGGUUUUAUUGGUUGCACAGUGGGAAGUAUAUGGAUUGUUCAACAUGUUACCAUCACAGGUUUUUGUGUCCACUUGCAAGCGCAAGAGAGGACCAAACUGGAGCGAGAAAGAGAAGGUAGUUUUAGUCGACGAGUACAGACGACAUCGUCACGUCCUACGACCCAAGGGUUCCGCCACAUCCUCUGUGGUAGAACGUGAGAAGGCUUGGGAAGAGAUAUGUGCUGCCCUCAAGAUCGUCAGUGGGCCAUAUGUCAAGAGGGAUGUGGUGGAUGUGAGGAAGAAGUGGGACAAUCUAUGCUUCUGGGCCAAGAAAUGCAUCGCAGAAUGGAAGGAUAAACACCAUACAGAAGAUGGGAUACAAGCUGCACUAACUGGUGACCAUUCACCCCCAACACUAGCACUAAAGAUACUAGCUAUCUACCAGGAGGAGUGGGUUGAUCUCUUUCCUAAUGCACAGGUGGUAGACGGUGGAGAGGUCUUCUUUGUGUUCAACAAUGACAACCAUAAUACACCACAGGUUACGCAAGCUAACUCGGUGUACACAGCUGAUAAUGGAGACGGAAGUAAAGCUAAGACAGGAGAAGAUGAAGACAUCUUUGAAGUGGAAGAUGGGGAGGAAGAGAUCAAUGAGAUGAAGUCGGAAUGCUCACCAGCCGUACACGAAGAUACAGACGGAGGAUGGCAACCCGAUACAGUCCCCGGAGAGGAACAGAGCUACCAAGAUUUCUCUGUAGAUACCCUAAACAAACAACAAAAGAGGCCUCCCCCCAACCAUGUCAUAAACUCCCUCCCCCAUCAUUUCAUCCAGAGAAGGUACUUUAACCAAGCCUCUUCACCUCCUUUAGAUGACACUAGCAGUCUUCCUCAACCCGCAUCCUCCCUGUCUCCCAUUGUAACAUCAGCUCCACAUACAACCUCACCAAUUGCAAGUCAUCAUCACCACUACAUGCCCUACCAUCCCCACACAUCCAUUCCAUCAUCCUUUGUACCAAAUCAACAACUCCACACCAAGCAAACCACUACCAGCAUCCCCCGGGCUUCCUCCCCAUCCUCCAAGCGCAUGCGCUACUCUCAGCUUGCUGCCGAGGAUGGUCACCAUAGCGAUAUAGACGAUGAGAAGGACAUUGAACAACUCAGCAAGGAGCUGCUGAUUUUGAGGAAGGGAAAGCUUGUGCUUGAGAAGCAAAAGCUGGAGAUUGAAAAGGAGAAGUUGGUGAUUGAGCGUGAUAUCCUGGAUAUGCAGAGGGAGCGUCAGUGGCUUGAACUGGAGAAAGAUCGUAUGGCUAAUGGGCAGAUCAACUAGAGACUUGACAGUACUACUUAGAAUCUCUUCAGAGCCACAAGGACACUAACUCUUUGUUGAAUGAUACAAGUUAAUGCCCUUCUUAGCCUAGGCAGAUAUUUAUUCUAAGAUAUUUGUAACCAAACUGACCAAAGAUGCUUGCUAGUUUCCCUUUUUGUACUGCUUUAAUUUGUUUGAUUACCGUAGAGCUAACUGAUAAACCUUAAAUAUGUUACUUUUUUAUAUUUUUACAGUAUUAAAUGUUUUGUAUUGUUUUAUGUUGUAUUCUUGGCUGAAGAAAUAAUGCAAGAUUUAUGGAGGUCUUGAUUUCUUGUUGUUUAAAAAAUUGAUUGACUUGGCAUGUUACCAACUGUGAAACCUCCCCUGAAUAAUGCAUUAGUAGUAGGCUUCUUGUACUUAAUAGUAUAUUUACAAUCACUUGCCAACUGAAGCUUAUAACUAAUAACAGCAUUUAAACUAUUAAUUUCCUGACCUGUACAUAAUGGGACUUACUAUGUUUCACAGGGGUGGACCGUGAAUAUAAGAACUGCAUUUGCUUUUUAACUUUGAAAUUUUUCUGCCAUGCCUAGUCUGCCUACAUCUGGUCAUAGGCUAACAUUUAAUUAAAUCAGAAAAAGUUCUAUUAAAUUUUAAGUGGGGGAAACUGACUUAAUUUAAUUGAAUGAACAAGAAUUUCAUUUCUGGCAAUUCUUCCAAAGAAAGCUGUUUCCUAUAAGAGUUCAAAGUUACUUCAAAUACUCUUCCAUUGUCAGAAUGUAUCUUUUCUUUUGACAAUUCUUAUUAGGCUAAUUCUUAUAAAGGACACCGGCUGAAAGUGUAAAAAUAAAAUAAAUUAACUUUUUAAAACAUUUUUCUGAUUCAGAAAGAGAUUGAAAGUAUUAUCCAUAAUCCGCUUAUAAAUAAUAUUGAGUUCUCUACCCAUCAUAUUCGAAGUUUAUGAAUAAAGUUUACAUAAUUUCACGUCUUACAAGCCCUCAGUGAAUUCUGCCAAGUGCCGACAAACACAUGGUUAUUUAUUUUUGGCAAAUAAUACAGUUCCACACUAACUUUUUUGGAAGGGGGUCAAGAUUGAACUUCUUGGAGUCUGCAUGCAUGUGCCCUAUUUGACAAAAAUUGAUUGUCUGGAGUCUGGACAUAAAUUAUUUGCGCCCAUGUGUCCGGGCACCUGUUAGUGUCUAGCCCUGCAGUAUUACAUCAGGGCCCCGUUUCACAAAACUUGUCAUCAGUAACAAAUGACAGACUUUGUUAUAAGCUACCGAAAUCCUUGCUUCUGAUUGGGUAUCCACAGAUAUGUCACUGAUUUUUGUCAUAUGUCAUUGAAAAAGGCUUUGUGAAACAGGUUCUUGACCAUUUUGUGGACGACUCUGAAGAGCUUUGUAAGGAAUCUAUAAAUAUUCUAACCUUUGUCACAGCAAUAGAAAACAUUUGAAUGCGUGUUGGGAGGCAGCUUUAGAGCCAUCAAUAUAAAGAAUUUUCCAACCCCCAAACUAAGUGAUAUUUCUAAGACAGAAACAUUAUCUUUGCAACCCCCCUCCCCCUCCCCCUUGCCAACGUUAGGAAACAAAUGACGCAAUGUAGUCAGGUUUGCUUUGCUAUGAAGUUACUGUGGUAAGAUAUCUGGUUUAAGAAUUGCAAGUUUUUAUGUAAAUAUGAUGUAUGUUACCAGUUUAUCUUUCAGGGUGUUUUUUUUUAUAGAAAAUUUAACAUCACCUUUACAAGAGCUGUUCCUGAAAAUACUUGUACUUUAUUACAUAGAACAUGUUGUUUUGACGAGUUGUACUACAUAUCUAAGACUUUUCAUAUCAGUUAUGUACAGAAUACCUUGUUAUUGAGAAAAUAAUUUAUUUCAAAACCAAAUACAUGCCUUAUAAAUGUUGUUGUAUGCCAUAAAAGAGAGGAGAAUGUGGCAUGAUUUUCAGCAACUGAUCUAUAUGAGAGCAAAGUCUUGUAAACUUGGAACUUAAAGGGGGUGGAUCGCCAGUUUCCAUGUGCAGAAGGCCAUAAUUCGCUGACACCAGACUUGGUGGAAAUACCAUUAAUGGGGGUACAAAUUUACACACAGCAAACCCAUAGUCCAGUCAAGAAUUACCCCCUAAUCUCUCGGAGAGCUCGAGAGUCUUCGGGCAAUUCAAAGCAUUACAUAAGGUCCAAUGGUCAUAAAACUCAAGGCUAACCCUGGUGAUUGACAACACCUGUUAUUGGGUAAACACCCGAACGGUGUCGAAUUCCCCAUGAGAGCCGACUACUCAGUGACUUUAAUGUAUACCCAUAUCUACCUUGUGCCACAAAAUGAUUGAGUUACAAUACAUUACACCUGUUAGGUUGACUUGACCACAACUUUGACCCAACUUGAUAGAACAACAUGUUAAAUAUUUAUCAUUGUUUAACAAAAUUCAAGUAGAUAUUUGACAGCUGUGAUUGUAUAGAGAAAGAUUAUAGUUUAGUGUGUUGACAGAGAAAUUAGCCUCCCCCUUAUUUUCUACACUUGUCUGACAAACUGUCAAGCAAAAAAGAAUGUGGUAAUUCAUAAUUUUCUCUGAAGUUGGCAUUCCUUCUGUAGGCCUUUCUUCCAAAACAUUUUGAAUCCUAGUCUCCCCUCCCCCCCCCCCCUCUCCAAAUUUUUUUAUAAAGUAGCUUUAAAAUGAGUGACAGCCACACUAGCUUCUUCUUGUGGAAAUGGUUGAUCCAUUUCAUCUUAACAUCAACUGUUUUUUGAACAUUUUGUAAGACUAAACUGUAAUAAGCCAAAUACCUGCCAACUUUAAGUAAAAGGAGAUAUGUUUGUUAAUAAAGAAAUGUAUUUGUUACAUAUAUGAA
Molecule: messenger RNA, 4196 nt
Organism: Strongylocentrotus purpuratus (purple sea urchin)
Lineage: Eukaryota; Metazoa; Echinodermata; Echinoidea; Camarodonta; Strongylocentrotidae
Exons: 5
Coding region: 120-1379 (419 amino acids)
Cellular component (GO): nucleus
Source: RefSeq, a predicted model, not a curated record